UCAACAGUAUGGCGAAAUUAUUUGACUGUUAAACAUGGCUUUGGGAAGAAAUCUUCUUCUUUUCAUCCCUUUUUGGGUCCUUCUUUCAACGAGUUCUGUGAAAUGCAAAGAAGUUUGUUUGAGCCCAUCGAUGGAUGCCAAGGAAAAUGAUUCAAAUUGUGUUGUUCGAGGAUUUUCUCUCAAUUCCAAGGAAAUGUUGAGAGUAAAAACGUUAUUCUUGGGAACCUUUUGUAAUCGUGAACAGGCUUAUCAUAAUUUCUUCGUGAGCUCAGAGUCAUCUUCUGACCUCAAUCUGUACGAUAAUUCUUAUAACUUCCACUUGGAUUGCUCACAAAUGUUUGAUAGCUUCAGUGGGCUCUUCUAUUGGGCCCCAAUGGCUUAUGCCCGGAAGUAUUUUGAGCUCCUUUCCUACUUCUACAUUGAGCUCAUUGUCAAGGACGCCAAUGGAACAGAACCGAAUAUUGAUUUGAAAACUAUCCACAGCUACUACUCAAUACGUGAUGCUGGUCUUGAGGAAUCUUACCUCAUGAUUCUACGUGAGCCAUCCUUAUACGACAUAAGGAGCAUUGAGAAAAUUUCUGAGAAGAAAAGCCCCCAGGAAAUUGUUGAUUUGGGAACAUUUUCCUUCUACAAUCCAACGGAAGAUUUUCAAGAAAUCAAAUUUCAAGUAAAUGUAACGGACAAUAUGAUCCUCACCAUUGAGGACUUCUUUCUAUACGAUGGAACACGAUUGGUGGUAACAGAGAAUGAAAAGAUCUGGAAUGGAAACAUCUCAUACGACCUAUGGGACAGUAGAAACAUUGAGCUUCAAAGGAAUCAUUUGAUGGAAAUAGCACUGAGUUCAGCUCUUCCACCCAAAACUUCCAUCAGUGGAAGGAUUUUUGCCACAAUUAUCCUCACGAGGACUCAAUUUAUGGGCACAUUGGACAUCAAUGGGGGGAAUGAAACGGAAAAUCUUGCCACGAUGAUUUCCGGAGAGAUGCAAAAGUACGAAAAGACAAAUAUUCGAUUGGAGAACAUCAAAAUGAGCCCUCAUGAGCAGAAAAUCCUCUUUGCCAGCUACGUGGCGUGUUUUGUGGGUCUCCUCACGGCCGUCAUUAUGGGUUUUGCUGUCUUCCUCAUCUGCCUGGUGGCACAGAAGAAGAACAAAGAGUGCAUCUGCUCGUGCCCCCGCAUGGAGUUCGACUUGGAACCGAAGCGUCAAUUUAUUGCUGAGAAAGGUCAAAAAAUUGGCCAAGUUCUCGCAGAAUUUGGGAAUGUCUGCGGGAAUAUUUGCAGUUGCAUUUGCACGGAAAUCACCCCAAAGAGGGAGUCAUUCACCCCUCGUGCGUAAACUUCCCCAUGCGUGGGUGGGAGAUUAUUUGAAUUUGAGCACAAAAAGUGAUUGACUCGCAAGGAGUCACGCACAAGCAUAACUUUCUUAACUUUCCAUUGAUUUUCUUUUUCUUUCAAUCUUGUACUUUUUUUUUUCUUCCCUCAACUCUUUUUAAGCAAAGAGAAAAAAGGAUUUAUUUAUAUUAUAUACUUUUUAUAAAAUAAAAAAAAAUUAAUUAAAUAAAAGAAAAUGUUUUCUUUGAAAGAAA
Messenger RNA from Lutzomyia longipalpis, 1583 nucleotides. RefSeq lists its product as uncharacterized. The record is from RefSeq and is a predicted model, not a curated record. The transcript has 3 exons. Bases 35 to 1333 code for a protein of 432 amino acids. Lineage: Eukaryota; Metazoa; Arthropoda; Insecta; Diptera; Psychodidae.